CGACCUUAACAGCAUACUUCAAGGUCAUAGAAAUCGACGAGAUGUAUUUCUUGAGGACGUUGAUACUAAUCAUCGCAGUCUUCACAUUAUCGUUCGCGUUUAAGUUAAAUGGAAAAUAUAUAGGCGUUUAUGAUAUGAAGGACGUAUUAAACUACAGCAGACAACAAUCACCUAAAGAUCCUGCAAUUAAUUCUUUCCCAACCGAACCAGUCCCUCCACUGAUUCCAAUUUGCGUGAAAAAAGGAUAUUUCAGAGAUCCAUUCAAUUGCAAGAAAGUUUAUUAUUGUACAGAUUCGAAAGCAGUUCCAACGGCUUUCUAUUGUGAAGAUGACUUGGUAUUUAACAUCUAUACUAAUUAUUGUGAUUAUCCACAAAAUGUGAUCUGUUGAUCGAAUAUCUAGGUAUAACGUUCGAAAUGUUUCUAUUGAUUCUAGUAUAUUGUUUUGAAAAUUGUAAAUGAUCUGUUACCUUCGUGUUAGUAUUAACAUCUAUUUAUAUUGUCGUUUAUGGUAAAUUAUCGUUGCGUCCAUUGUAAUAACUAAAAUAUCAUGAAAUGCAUUCUUAUAGGAUAUAUUAUGUAUGUAUAAAAUGUUACUUGAUUUACUUGUCUGAUACGAACGUAAGUUUGAAAUUAUAGAAGGAGAUGUAAAUAAAAUAGAAAAAAAUUCAACAA
Bombus impatiens (common eastern bumble bee) is the source of this 673-nucleotide messenger RNA. RefSeq lists its product as uncharacterized. NCBI's taxonomy places the organism in Eukaryota, Metazoa, Arthropoda, Insecta, Hymenoptera, Apidae. The transcript is spliced from 2 exons. Gene Ontology annotation, cellular component: extracellular region. Gene Ontology annotation, molecular function: chitin binding. The record is from RefSeq and is a predicted model, not a curated record. The coding region runs from base 42 to 389 and encodes 115 amino acids.